This is a messenger RNA of Lytechinus variegatus (green sea urchin), 2826 nucleotides long. RefSeq lists its product as uncharacterized. The record is from RefSeq and is a predicted model, not a curated record. Gene Ontology annotation, biological process: regulation of transcription by RNA polymerase II; cellular response to lipopolysaccharide. The transcript is spliced from 13 exons. The coding region runs from base 150 to 2039 and encodes 629 amino acids. NCBI's taxonomy places the organism in Eukaryota, Metazoa, Echinodermata, Echinoidea, Temnopleuroida, Toxopneustidae.
GAACUCACAUUUGAUAACCGAAAAACGAAUAAGGUUUAUUUUUUCAUCAACCCUCGUGCCGUACCAAGGUGAUUUCAGAAGGAAGACCGCGUUUGGGCGUUACUGUAUUGGAAUAUCAUCGGGACUUCAUUCAUGUGGACGAAGGUAACAUGGCAAGCAAUGAGAUUUCGUUGACUCCUAGUGACGUUUCCAAUCAAACGGUUGCUCGCAUCGCCAAACCACCAAACUUCAGUGACGUCAGCAGCAGCGAGGAGGAGGACGACCUCGACGAACCUCGACCACCGCCCAACGAGCGUCCUGUAUACACGAAUGGACACCGCGGAAAGGAACCAGCGAAACGAAACGACGCCAGUGGCAGCGUCCUAAACGGAGACCAGAAAGGGAAUCAUACCCAAGCAGCCGACGACGACAUCGAGCUCGACAACGCCGUUGAACUCGACACCGACACCGUUCACGAUGGAGAUACGAUUACGGAAGAACCAGGGGAGAAAGUGAAGGAGGGAGGGACACCUGUCCCGGAAGGAAAGGUCCAAAGGAACGACCGGAUGAACAUGGAAGAAAAGAAGGAAGGGGAUGGACCUAAGUCACGUGAUCAUAAAGAUCCAUUGACUCCCAAAUCGAAAGAUGGCGAGAAGAUAAAAGAUGUCAUCGAUGGCAACUUCGAUGCCGACAAUGUACCCGAGCUCGUUGACAGAUUGGAGAGCGCUGUCGAGGCGAUGUCGAAGGGUGAGCCAGAGGCCUUCGAUCGCCUCGUUGCGAUAUUCCAGGUGUUUCUUCCGAUGACCCUUUUCAUGGCCGACGAGCUGAAAAUGUUGAGGGAGAAUAAGAAGGGCCUCCUUCUUCAUAUUCGCACUCUAAUGAAGGAAAAUCAACAAACUCGUCUUGAAGCCGAACAAAGGUCUGUUGUCGAGACGAAGUCUGUUGGUACAACCCCACAAAAAGCUGAAGAGACAUGUGGACAAUGCACCGAGAAGAAACCUGACCAAGACAAACAGCAACAGAUGGAAAUAGAUGGUCUGAAAAGAGAGUCGAAGAAGCUCCGAAAGCAAUGCAAAGAGCUCCAACAUGUCAACCUGUCCUGGGAGAAAUACAGCCAGAAGAAAUCAAGCCGUCACGAGGCAGAGAUCAGAAAGAUGAACGAGAAGCUGGCCACCAGUGAUGACAAGGCCAAGAAACUCGAGAAGAGACUUGAAGAAAAGUUCCGUCUCUACGACCAGACGUUGAUGCAGGUGAAACACUCCGAGGAACGUCAGAAGCUUGUUGCUGCUGAGUAUAAGAAGGAACGUGACGUGGUAAGGAUGAAGUAUGAAGAAAUGAAACGGCAGGUAAAGGACCAAGAUGAGGAGAUAAAACGACUCAAUGAGGUCAUAGCGCGCAAGGGCACGGCUAAAGUUUACUUGAAACCUGGAGCCCUGGUUGUCACCCAGCAAGCCAAAAUCGACGACAAGUAUGCGAACCCACCCCGCAAGAGGCCAGAACACACCGAAAAGCAGGGCAAGGCCACCGCAGUGGAUCCUGCCGCCAACGCGGUUGAACCGCCGGUAAACCGCGAGAAGGUCAAGGCGAAGGAUAGCAAGCCGCAGAAGAGCAAGCCGGUAUCACCGCCUCUGUCUCCACGGGAUCCACCGGGGUACAUGAAAGCAAACAACCCGAUGAGCCUGACCAGGGAGGAACUCAAGGAUCAAGUUGUUCUCUACAAGGAGCAAAUGGAUAUUUUCCGGGCUGAUUUCAACCAAGAGAGAAGAGACAGAGAAAAAGCAGUUGGGCAGGUCGAUUCUUUGAAGAAAGAAUUGGAGAAAACCAAGAAGAAAGUCCGAGAAAUGCAAAAUCAACGAAUGGAAAAGGAGCACGACCUCUACGUUGCAGCCCGUGUAGGAGGUCACAUGUUCUUUCUCCCGGAAGAUACUCAAGAGAUGAGAAUGAAAGAAAUCAAGCAGCAAGCUCACGGAAAGCGUAAACAACCAGCACAUGGGAGAAAGGAUCACUAUGAAGGUGAUCAAGGCUUGGCUGAGGAACAUUUCUACGCAGAAAUCGAAUAAGACCUUCACCGCGAGAGGUUGAAAGAGAGCAGAGGAGGACUCCUCCAACUAUUAACCAAUCACCUAGCUAUGUUUUAGCACGUGACCUGGCUCAUGCUUUCGAGUGCGGCGUUGGUGGUUCUACGUUCAGCGUGUGUGUAUCUCUCACUCCUGAAGACGGCGUUCUGACUUUGUCCAUCAUCUCGACGCGCCAAACGCAGCUGUAUACAAACGAGAGUUAUGACGCAGUGGUCUCUUCAUAUCUUACAUAUUGUAAUUUCGGAUGUAAAUCAUCUUGGCAAAUAACGCUUAUGAGUAUGAAAUGUAUAGGCCUACUUGGGAAUACUUUUCUUCUGUUUAAUCAAACACAUUUAAAGACUUCGGUUGAAAUGCUAUUUUGUAUGUUUAAACAUUCAAUUUUAUGACGUAUCAUUACAUAUUUUAAUUAUUCAUAAUUGAUAUUAUAUUUUUUUAAAAACUAAGUUAUUAUGGUUCAAGGGUUGAAAUGAAAAUAAAGAAAUGUAAAUAAGUGUUUUCGAUCGUUUAAAUAUUAGAGGAGUAAAGUAAUUUCGUUUGUUUGCUGGCAAUUGUUUUAGCAUUAUAGUGUACUUUCUCCAAAGUACCAGCAUUUCCGCAGUUUCUUCUAUUUAGCAUAAUAGUAUGUUCUGUUUUGUUUGCUGCUUUCAAUUAUUUUUCUAUGUAAAUUGGGAUCUUUGCUAUUUGGAUGAUGUUCGUAUUGAAAGCUCACAAUCAUUAUUAAUAUGCAGUUUGUUGUAUGAUUCGGAGUGUGUAAAAUAAACGUUAUAUU